Molecule: messenger RNA, 2760 nt
Organism: Perca flavescens (yellow perch)
Lineage: Eukaryota; Metazoa; Chordata; Actinopteri; Perciformes; Percidae
Gene: abcb10
Product: ATP-binding cassette, sub-family B (MDR/TAP), member 10
Exons: 14
Coding region: 511-2688 (725 amino acids)
Biological process (GO): oligopeptide export from mitochondrion
Cellular component (GO): mitochondrial inner membrane
Molecular function (GO): ABC-type oligopeptide transporter activity; ATP hydrolysis activity; ATP binding
Source: RefSeq, a predicted model, not a curated record
UUGGAUUCAUUUGUCGAGGAGGAGGAGGAAUCGUGUAUGUACAUAAGAACCAAACCAGGGUCACCUUUCUUGUUUCCACACUUUUAGACUAUUCCCAGGCUGUAAAGGUGCAAUUCUCAGAGUGGAUUAGGUGUUUGUCAAUCUUCGGCAGCUUGUGUUUCCACUUCACCCGCCUGCCAACCAAAUAUUCAGCGACAGAUGACAGUGACAGGCAGGGUGUUGUUAGCUGUUCAUUGAUAAGAGAUAAACUGUGUUUAGGCGGCUGUCAGGCGCAGAUAAAACGGACAAUAACGGUCUAAACUCUGCAAUGUAGCGGCAAGAAGCUCUACAACUGCUCGGCUAUGGAUGCGGUGCUUUGACCUACCGGGCUAUGGGACUAAUGUUUCUCUGAGUGGACUGACUCAACAAGAAACACCUCGACACACCAUCGUUUGCUGAAUCUGACUGACCACUAAGGAACAAAAAAUAUUUUUUUUAACUUGAGCUAUUAUCAACAAUUCAACUCGGACGAUGCGGCUUUUAAUUCGCAUGUCAAGGUGCUCACAUGGAGUGCAUUUGUCCAAACCCAAGCUACCACAGCCGAGGAUGCUGUGGCUGGAUCACCGUCUGACUCUCUCCGCUGCUUUCCGGAGGAAGAGACAGUGGACCGGGGUCAAGUCAUCAGUCCGCCCGACAACUGCCUUCCCUUUCUGCUCGCCCGGGCCCUUCAUGUCUGUCCUGUCCUGCGGUCCACUUAGGGGUCUUUCCAUACUCUGUCCACACACACCGACAGGCCGAGCACGGACAGUCACACACACACCUGUUGCCUUUACCAGCUCUUCAGCCGCCUCUACACCUACACCAGCCGGACCAGCGAAGACCCAGACGGACACUGACCGUGAUCAAACACGGACCACGGUUCCCCUGGAGGAUGUUAAAAGGAUUUUGCAACUUGCACACCCGGAGAGAUGGAGACUGGCAGCUGCUUUAGGCUUCCUAACUGUCUCCAGUGCUGUAACCAUGUCAGCUCCAUUUUUCCUGGGUAAAGUGAUCGACACCAUUUACACCACUGGAACAGACACAGAGACAAUGGCGGCCUCCCUGACAUCAUUAUGUAUCAUGCUGACCGGAGUGUUCCUGUGUGGUGGGGCAGCCAAUGCUGCCAGAGUCUACCUCAUGCAGACAUCAGGCCAACAGAUUGUUCGUAAUCUCCGUGCCGCCCUCUUCUCCUCCAUCCUCGGACAGGAAGUGGCAUUUUUUGACAAGAAUAGGACCGGCGAGCUUAUCAACCGCCUCUCUGCUGACACCACCGUGGUGGGCCACUCGAUCACUGACAACCUGUCAGACGGGCUGAGAGCCGUCGCCCAGGCAGUUGCUGGUGUCAGUAUGAUGUUCUAUGUCUCCCCCGGUCUUGCAUGCUUUGUGUUGCUGAUUGUUCCUCCUGUGGCCGGUCUUGCUAUAGUCUAUGGCAGAUACCUUCGCUCCAUCUCCAAACGCACACAGGAUGCACUUGCACAAGCCACACAGUUGGCAGAGGAGCGUAUCAGCAACAUGCGGACGGUCAGGGCUUUUGGUAAAGAGCUGUCCGAGGUCAACACAUACACACAGAAGACAGACCUGGUCCUCAGCUUGGCCAAGAAGGAGGCUCUUCUACGAGCUGGCUUCUUUGGAGUGACUGGUCUCAGUGGUAACAUGAUGAUCCUGUCAGUGCUGUACAAAGGAGGGCUUCUGAUGGCCAGCCAGCACAUGACUGUGGGAGAGCUCUCAUCGUUCCUCAUGUACACCUUCUGGGUGGGCAUCAGUAUUGCAGGUCUGAGUUCAUUUUACUCUGAGCUGAUGAAGGGUUUUGGAGCAGGAGCCAGAAUUUGGGAGCUGCUGGACAGAAAGCCUGAGUUUCCUCUAAAUGAAGGCCUCAUGCUUCCUUCAGACCAGCUGAAGGGUCGGUUGGAGUUUUCUGAUAUCUCCUUUGCCUACCCGACCCGUAAGGAGGCUCCUAUUUUCCAGAACCUCAGUCUGCUGGUCCCAGCUGGUACCAUCAUGGCUGUGGUGGGACCCAGUGGCUCUGGAAAAUCAACCCUCGUCUCACUGCUCCUCAGGCUGUACGACACUGAUGCUGGCAUCAUCACCAUAGAUGGUCAUGACAUCAGAGAUCUGAAUCCCUAUUGGCUCAGGAGUCACAUUGGAACUGUCAGCCAGGAGCCCGUGCUGUUUUCUUGCUCUAUAAGAGAUAAUAUAGCAUACGGUGCAGUGGACCCAGACGCUGUGACCACAGAGGACAUCCACAGGGCAGCCAGAGUGGCCAACGCCUUUAAUUUCAUCCAGACUUUUCCUAAGGGCUUUAACACCGUAGUGGGGGAGAAGGGAGUGCUGUUGUCAGGUGGUCAGAAACAGAGGAUAGCAAUAGCCAGAGCUCUGCUCAAAAAUCCUAAGAUCCUGCUGUUAGACGAAGCUACCAGUGCAUUGGAUGCUGAGAAUGAGUUCUUGGUCCAGGAGGCUUUGGAGCGUCUGAUGGAAGGGAGGACGGUCGUGAUCAUCGCUCACCGUCUGUCCACCAUCCAGAAUGCGAACGCAGUUGCUGUGCUGGACCAGCGGCGUAUAGCCGAGUGUGGCCAGCACACAGAGCUGCUAGGCAACAGGCAAGGACUGUUCAGAAAACUGAUGGAGAAACAGGCGUUUCUGCAAGACGAACAGAAACGGGCACUUCGCUGAGAGGACAGGGACUACAGAGGAGUGGAUGAGGAAGAGGGAGAAACCAGGAGGUGAGAUCAAUUCCUGGAGAAA